GGUUCUGACAGUUUUGCAUCAGUCUUUGGGAAAAAAAUAGAGGAAUUCACCCUCAGGUAUCUGCUAACCUCUAGAGUACUAGCCCUGCCCACGCCAAGGGAGGUCCCACUUUUUCAGCUUCUCUGUUGCUAAAUCUGUGACCCUUUUAAUGAAACCCAAGGGAUUGUACACGAGGCAGAGAAGCAAGACAUUUUUAAGAAGCAAUUUAAUAUUUCUCUUCCUGAUAUUGUGCUUUUUUCCCUUUGCACUUCUUAGAAUCCAAGAACUAUAAGAAGCUUGCUUUUUUUUUCCUUUUUUUUUUUUUUCUUUUCUUUUUUUAGUUUCACUUUCAAGAUUGCAGCAAAUCUGCCAUGCCUUCCUGGUGAAAACGACUGAAUUUGGACUAAUGAAAAAAGGAACGGUCGGCUGUUAUCAGAGUAAAUGAAGAGGCGAGAAUCAUGAACCAGAGUUUACCUUUUCAUAUCUACUACUUUUUGGGACUGUUGCCCUUGUGGAUACUGUGUACAUCUUCUGCCAAUAAAUGUGUUGUUAGACAAGAAGUAGCUGACUGCAGUCAUCUGAAGUUGACUCAAGUGCCUGAUGACCUUCCGGCAAACAUAACAGUGUUGAAUCUCACCCAUAAUCAGCUCCGAAGAUUACCAUCUGCCAAUUUUACAAGAUAUAGCCAACUUACUAUCUUGGAUGGAGGAUUUAACUCCAUCUCAAAACUGGAGCCAGAAUUGUGCCAAAAACUCCCCCUGUUGGAAAUUCUGAAUCUCCAACACAAUGAGCUAUCUCACCUUUCAGAUCAAACUUUUGUCUUCUGCAUGAAUUUGACUGAACUCCAUCUAAUGUCCAAUCCAAUCAAGAAAAUUCAAAAUAAUCCCUUUCAAAACCUGAAGAAUUUAAUCAAAUUAGAUCUAUCUCAUAAUGGUUUAUCAUCUACUAAAUUAGGAAGUCAGCUCCAACUGGAAAAUCUCCAAGAGCUUCUGUUAUCAAAUAAUAAAAUUAAUGUACUAAGACCUGAAGAACUUGAUUUCCUUGGUAAUUCUUCUUUAAAAAAAUUAGAGUUGUCAUCAAAUCCAAUUAAAGAGUUCUCUCCAGGGUGUUUUCAUGCAAUUGGAAAAUUAUUCGGUCUCUCUCUGAACAAUGCUCAACUGACCCCCAGCCUCACAGAGAAGCUCUGUUUGGAACUGUCAAACACAAGCAUUCAGAAUCUAUCCCUGAGCAACACCCAGCUGUACAGAACGAGCAAUCUGACUUUCGUUGGAUUGAAGCACACAAAUCUCACCAUGCUCGAUCUUUCCCACAACAACUUAAAUGUGAUUGAGAAUAAUUCCUUUGCUUGGCUUCCACAUCUAGAAUAUUUCUUCCUGGAGUAUAAUAACAUAGAGCAUUUGUUUUCUCACUCCUUUUAUGGGCUUCUCAAUGUGAGAUACCUGGAUUUGCGACGCUCUUUUUCUAAACAAAGCAUUUCCCUUGCUUUGCAUCCCAAGAUUGAUGAUUUUUCCUUUCAGUGGCUAAAAUGUUUGGAGUAUCUUAACAUGGAAGACAACAACUUUCCAGGCAUAAAAAGCAAUAUGUUCACGGGAUUGAUAAAGCUGAAACACUUAAGUCUCUCCAACUCCUUCGCAAGUUUGCGGACUUUAACCAAUGAAACAUUUUUGUCCCUUGCUCAGUCUCCUUUAGUCACACUCAAUCUAACCAAAAACAAAAUCUCAAAAAUAGAGAGUGGUGCUUUUUCUUGGUUGGGCCGCCUACAGGUACUCGACCUUGGCCUUAAUGAAAUCGGGCAAGAACUCACGGGCCAAGAAUGGAGAGGUUUAGAAAAUAUUGUUGAAAUCUACCUUUCCUACAACAAAUGCCUACAACUGACUAGCAGCUCUUUUGCCUUGGUUCCAAGCCUCCGACGACUGAUGCUCCGAAGAGUGGCCCUUAGAAAUGUGGACGGCUCCCCUUCACCUUUUCAUCCUCUUCGAAACUUGACUAUUCUGGAUCUAAGCAACAACAAUAUAGCCAACAUAAAUGCUGAACUGUUGGAGGGUCUUGAGAAACUAGAAAUUCUGGAUUUGCAGCAUAACAACUUAGCAAGGCUAUGGAAACAUGCAAACCCCGGUGGUCCUGUUCAUUUUCUAAAGGGUCUUUCUCACCUCCACAUUCUUAAUUUAGAGUCUAAUGGCUUUGAUGAGAUCCCAGCAGAGGUAUUCAAGGACUUAUUUGAAUUAAAAAGCAUUUAUUUAGGAUUGAAUAAUUUAAACAUAUUUCCACCAUCUGUCUUUGAUGGUCAGGCAUCUCUAAAGUCAUUGAACCUUCAGAAGAAUCUCAUAACAUCAGUUGAGAAGAAUGUUUUUGGGCCAGCCUUCAGGAACCUGAGUAAUUUAGAUAUGAGCUUUAAUCCAUUUGAUUGUACCUGUGAAAGUAUUGCCUGGUUUGUUAAUUGGAUUAACCGGACCCACACCAACAUCUCUGAGCUAUCAAGCCAUUACCUCUGCAAUACUCCACCUCAAUAUCAUGGUUUCCCUGUGAUGCUUUUUGAUAUAUCACCCUGCAAAGACAGUGCCCCCUUUAAACUCUUUUUCAUAAUAAAUACCAGUGUCUCAUUGAUUUUUAUCGUUAUUGUACUGCUUAUCCAUUUUGAAGGCUGGAGGAUAUCUUUUUAUUGGAAUGUUUUAGUGCAUCGAAUUCUUGGUUUCAAAGAAAUAGACAGACAGCCAGAGCAGUUUGAAUAUGCAGCUUAUAUAAUUCAUGCCUAUAAAGAUAAGGAUUGGGUCUGGGAACACUUCUUUUCAAUGGAAGAAAAAGAUGAAACUCUCAAAUUUUGUCUCGAAGAAAGGGACUUUGAGGCAGGUGUCCUUGAACUUGAAUCAAUUGUUAAUAGCAUCAAAAGGAGCAGAAAAACUAUUUUUGUUGUAACACAGAAUCUACUAAAAGAUCCAUUAUGCAAAAGAUUCAAGGUGCACCAAGCAGUUCAACAAGCUAUUGAACAAAAUCUGGAUUCCAUUAUAUUGAUCUUUCUUGAGGAGAUCCCAGAUUAUAAACUGAACCAUGCACUCUGUUUGCGAAGAGGGAUGUUUAAAUCUCACUGCAUCUUGAGCUGGCCAGUUCAGAAAGAGCGGGUAAAUGCCUUUCAUCAUAAAUUGCAAGUAGCGCUUGGAUCCAGAAAUUCAAUACAUUAAAUUUAUUUCAAGACUAAGGUAACAGAGGAGUAACUUUCCCAACUUAAAAAGUUUCGUAGUCAAUUUAGGCUUUAUUUGAAAAUAAUGUAAAUCUGUUUAUUCAUAUUCAGAGAGUAUUGUCCCAUGAUUCUAUCUCUUCUAUCUCUCUAUCGCAGGCCUUUUAUUACCAGCUGAGUUAAUUGGACCCAAAAUAAACAUAUAAGAAUAUCUUCUACGAAUGAAUAUACAAUUGGUUACUGAGGUCUAUGACAACUUAAGAAAGUUUUAAGAUAUUCCUCAUUUAAAGAAAAGUUAGAAUUAUGGGAAGGUUUCUGAUAAUUAUAUUUGGAGUUUUUUUAGAUGCACUCAGUAGAAUAAGAGAUAAUUGUUUUAGUGGAUACAAUGCUCUUUCAACUGUGAAAGAGUAAAAUACAUACCCCAAUUUUUAAAAGCUUAGGUAUAGUAUUUUUUUUUCAUUUGGAAAGCUUUUAUUUUAGUGGUGCCUGUCUCAGUGUUGAUUUUGUUAAGUGUUAAAUCCCAUUUUAAUAUACAGAUUCAUGGUCAGAAAACAUUUACAGUUCAUUUUGAUCACUUAGAAAAAUAAACAUUUUAAUAAAUACUUACUUAUAUUUUCCUGACAUUUGGGUUUCUGCUAUAGGUGUUAGAAGAAACAAUCCUCUUACUUAAAAAUAUUACAAAAAAAAAAAAGAGAGAUUACAGAAAGGCUUGCUUCCUGAAGGUUAAUUAGUAGAUUGGCUUUGUGGAGAUAAAAUAUUCUUUUCUCUUGGUCACAGACUCAGGGGAUGGCCCUGGUCAAAUCAUUUGGUCCCACUGGGAUUCUUUGACUCCUGAUUUUGGAAAUUAUGGUGAUAAACAAAAUCUUAAAUUAUCCCAUAUAAUUAAUGAUGACCAUGGCAUAGUACCUUCACAUGAAAUAUAUUAUGUCAUAAAAUUAUAUGCUAUGUACAUGUUAGUCCUUUUCUAGAAAGACUAUUAUUUUAAAUUUUAUUUUUGUCUUACAAUGAAAAGAAUCUAAUUGGAAAUAGACAAGAAUAACCUUUUAAAACACCUUUAUAUUUCUUGUAUUCAAAUAUAAGAGAGGGUUGAAAUGAUAAGCUGAGUUAAUUUCUAUAUUAGAAGCACCUGUUUGCUAAAUUUAGGGAGCAUCUGAGGUAUUGCAUUUUGGAACUUUGACUUAAAUAGUUCAGUAUUCUCAGGGGUAAGCUCACAGGAUCCUGAAGUAAUAUCCACUGUUUAUCCACUGUAUUGCUGGUUCUGAAAGAGUCUAUCAACAAUGUGAAUGUGUGGAGGACUCAUUUUCACUUUCCCAUUAUACAUCAUCCUUGCACACGAGAUACUUGUUCUAUAGCUUUUUUUGUUAAAAUGUGUUUUCUGCCUGUAAAAUAAUCUCGCUUUAUUUUGGCAUCAUAAGCUAUAAAUAAAUGAAUGAAUGAAUAAAUAAAUAAAAUUAAACUUUUAUGAUGCCAAAAUAAAAUUCACAAUUACUGUUUUCCUUGAUGUGCUUUGUAUGUUAUCUGUGUAUCACUGGUCUCAAUUUCAUUAAAAUAUUUCUAAGUGAAUUUUUCUUAUGAAUUAAUGUUUCAUCAGUUUGUCAAAAGGCUUUCAU
Molecule: messenger RNA, 4761 nt
Organism: Zalophus californianus (California sea lion)
Lineage: Eukaryota; Metazoa; Chordata; Mammalia; Carnivora; Otariidae
Gene: TLR3
Product: toll like receptor 3
Exons: 5
Coding region: 438-3155 (905 amino acids)
Biological process (GO): immune response; toll-like receptor signaling pathway; inflammatory response
Cellular component (GO): membrane
Molecular function (GO): protein binding; transmembrane signaling receptor activity
Source: RefSeq, a predicted model, not a curated record